AACCUAUUUAUGGCACUUGCCUUUAAGUCAGAAUUGCUAAAGAAAAAGCUUUUUCAGUAAUAUAAAAACGCCACAGCUCACCAGCAGUGACUUCCCCUCAGGUUAGCUUGACCUCACAAGAGCAUAUAACAACAGAGGCGCAGAAAACGUCAGCUGUCGAAAGUGCAAGUAGACAAUUAUAACUUUAGGAAAGUGUGCUCAGUUAUGAAAAAAGAAAAACCCAACAGAACAAGUGUUAAUUAAAAGAUGGCAGGUGGGGAAAUAACAAAACGCAAUUUUUCAAAAUGCAAUCUUGCAUCUAAAACUAUCAGAAAUUCACCCCUCCCCCACCCCCACCCCCAACACACACACACAGAACCGACACUUCCUGUUGAGCAGCUGAACUGAGGGUGAAAUUUUUACUUCCAGAACAUAUGUUUAGGUGUAGGAAAAAUGCUGGAAGCUUUGAUGACAAUUUUCUUUGUCUGUGCAUUUUUUGUGCUUUGUGCAAAUCCACGUCGUUUUAUGCUUAAUUUCCAUAUUCUCAUACGCAAAAUACAUAGAUUAUAUUUGGUUUCUGAAUUUUGCUCAGAAGCAUCUUUAUGUCGUGUUUAUAUUACCCAUCAUUACGCAUUACCGGCGGCUUAUCAUAAAUACACAAAUUUGACAUCACUGAUAUCUCCGUAGUUUUUAAAAAGGUCACUGGCAUUGACGUCAUUUCAUCUUAAAAGUAGGGCGGCCCGGUGGCGCAACGGUUAGCUCAUGUCACCAGUACAGUGAGGGCUGGCUGUCCUGGGUUCAGUUGUCGACUCGGGCACGCUGCAUGGGACAUCUGUUUGCCGUGAUAUAGCCUUAGUUGCUAGCGCCACCGCCACUCACCUCAGGACUCGAGGAGGAAUGGAUCGAAGGAAGAUCAGAAGCACAGACACGAUGAACCUGAAACAAUAUCCCAUGCGUCAUCGAAAAUCAUGAAAGUCGGGCACAGGACAUGGCACACUUACGUAUGACAACCCGGCAUGGAGUGCGUUUUCUAUGUAAUGUGAAGAAUGAAGAUCGAUUCUUUCACAUUAGAUGCAUACGUUCGUUGUCAACCCAAAACUUUGAAUUAUCUCCCUCAGGGCAGAAACCAUGUCGGGAACAACCUUGUCGAUUUUUGUUUUCUUUACCCAAGAAAUUCAACCCCCUUGCACAAGGUGGCAAACGAAAGGAAUACUCCGAACGUCGAAUCCUGGGGUAUUCAAUGGAGCAGAUGUAUGAUGUUGUGGCUGAAGUUGACCAUUAUAAAGAAUUUGUGCCUUGGUGCACCAGCUCCAAUGUAUUCAGUAAGCGACCAGGUCAUUGCAAGGCCACCAUAGAGGUUGGUUUUCCUCCUUUGGUUGAGCGGUACACCUCCAGCAUCACACUUGCUCGUCCACGACUUGUUCAAUCUGAGUGUACAGAGGGACGACUGUUCACACAUCUUCUGACCACUUGGCGCUUUAGUCCGGGUCUACCAGACAAUCCUAAUACCUGUACUUUGGAUUUUUCGGUUUCUUUUGAGUUCAGAUCUGCUCUGCACUCACAAUUGUCCAAGAUUUUCUUUGAUGAAGUGGUCAAGACUAUGGUGAACGCUUUUUUAAAACGUGCUAAUUAUCUUCAUGGGCCAGAAUCUAUUAAGACUCAAAAACCCAAAAUCAUUGUGUACAACUCUUGAUGAUACCCAUAACUUAGCAUAAAAAGGCAGAUUUUAUUUUUCCUUUGUCUGGAGUGUUGAAAAAAAUGUUCUUGUUGGGAGUGAAAGUGGUUUUAGGUGAGGGAUGACAACAGAAUGCAUGAUACUAGGCACAUUUGUAAUGUACAGAAUCUGCAUAGUUGAGCUGUGAUAAGUGGAAAGGGUGAUUGUUUCCAAGUUUUUCUGAUUGUUUGAAACCAUGAUGAUAAGUCUUGAUCAUCAAGAAAGUCCAGCCUGAGGUAGCAGGUCUGUAUACUCUCAGGUGCUCACUCCCAUAGCUUAUUUGUGGCACUUAUUUCAAGCUUUUACUUGAGUUUUAAUAACAGAGUAUUGUAAUGUUAGCUAGGUUUUGCUUAAUUUUUUCUACUAACUGUUCUUUUGAUAUAUGUUGGCACACAGUUUCUGGAAUUAGGAAGUGCUUAAAUUGACUAGAGCCAAUAGGUUUCUACAAAAAUUCUGUAAAACCAUGCGUAAUUCACUUCCAGCUGGUAAGUGGAUUUUUGACAUUUGCUCAACUUACCAUUUUUAGUAUACCAUGGAGUAAAAUGUAGGAUUUAAGCUUAAAAGAUUUUAAAACCUUUUCUGUCACUGAUUUUGGCUUAUGCAACAGGCAUAGAUGUUAAUAUAUAUAAGUGAAAAUGUAUGUGUGCAUGAAUCUAUGGUAAUAGACAAAAAGUAAAUAUCAACACGCUUUCUCUUAUGCAGCAUCAGAAAAAAGAAGAUAUGUCAAACUUAACAGUCCACAAAAAAAAUUUAAUUGAUAAACCUGAUAAUAAAGUAUGUCAUGCAAGAGUCCAGUCUAAGCUGAGAAUAACAAUUUCUCAAUACCUUGUUCCUGAUGAUGGAGCAGCUCAUGCAUGUCUGUGUGUGUGGGAGAAAGAGAUAAGAGGAGAAUUCUGAGUGCAAUCCUAUUAAAAAUCUGGCAGCUUUGUUUGCUGGAGGCUCACAAAUUUUAAGGGAGAUCAUCUCAACUUAAGAAUAAGUAUGGAGUUGCUUACUUUGAUGUAAAGGAUAUUGUUCUCAAUAGCUUGCUAAUAAUCUGGAUGGAAAUCUAGUUCUUUAGCAAAUAGUUAUGUUUUCGAACUUAAUGGCUUUUAACUAAUAUCAGAAUAUACCAUGAUUUGUUAAAACUUUAUAAUUUUGUAGUAAGUUUUUGUAACUCAUGAGUCUCAGGACUUUGUUUUUGUUUUCCAGCACAUUUUUUUUUUUUAAUGUCUGUGUGUUUCUUUUCAACUGUUUCAAAAGGUUUCAGCAACCACAAAGCAAGGAAUAGUAACUUGGUCAUAAGAAAUACCCAUGACACGAAAGCAUUUUUAAAGCUUAUAAUUGAGAACUUAUUCUUGUUUGACCACCUUUUACCAUUAGGCUUCUGUCAGUAUCAGCUGUAAAAUGUUAAUGUUAAAUGAGAAAGAAUAACAUUUAUCAAGAUUUCUAUGGCUUAGCCAUAGGUCAAGUGAUUUGUUUAAAUUAAGAAAUACUGUUUAGUAAAGAAAUAGGGCUAGGGAUACGUGUGAUAUGAUUGUUCAUGGGAAAUGUGAAACAAACAUUUAUUUGAACUUUCAUAAUUUUAUGAAAUGAUCACUGGUAUUUGUUGCAUUGAUAAUUUGUCAGUAACUUGUUGCGUUUGUGCAACAGCUCACAAAAAGUGCAUGUUGGAUAACCGUGCGUUUAAUUUUUCUCUAUGUCAAAGAGAGCAAAAUACUAUUGUGAUCAAAGUUUUUUUUCAAGGUUUAUUUUGGUGAUUGUGAGUGAUGCAAGUCAGCAUGGUAUAUUUUCAUUUGUAAUUGCGUAUGUCAUGUCAAGGUUUACUUGAAAAAAAAGAUAAUUUUUUCUCAGUCUGUAUUUGAUAGAUGCUUCCAAUAUAAUCUAAAGUAAAUAUGCUAUGGGAGUGAACAAGAUGUUUUUAAAAGUAUAUUUCUUACUGCAAUUUUUAAAGCUUUUUGGGUAUUACAUGUUCGUUGUUCUGUAUGUGUGUUUGCGAGAGAGAAUGAGGGAGAAAAAUUGAGAGAUAUUGAUAUACAGUAGGGUGGAGAACCAGGAGUCCUUCAUGAAGAUGAGUGGAUUUUUUUUUUUAAUACUUGAGCAUAACUUGUACAUAAUCCUGGAAAUAUUUAUUUUUCUUCUUACCUAGAGACACCUCUACAUAGCUUCUUUAGUUUAAUUAGUUGGGGCAUCUAUAUAUAUGUAAAAUGAUGGUAGUAAUUUUUGCACAAUAGAGCAACUUCAACAUAUUUUUAGCAUUCAUGUGAUUUACUGUUUUUUUCUUGUGCCACCUCUCACCUCAAGAUUGCUUCUUGCUGUAGGUGCACUGACUUAUUAUACAGUAAAAUAGGAUCCAACAUGUUAAAGGUGCAACAUGGUUGUCACAUUUUUUAUGAAUCGCUAUUUUAACUAAACAACUGUUGACUGCAGAUAUUCAAAGUAGGAGUGCAUUUUCCUUAGAGUUAAUUAAGACUGAUUUUGAGCACUGCUUUGAUUAAAUGAUUGUACAAUCCUA
This is a messenger RNA of Pomacea canaliculata, 4187 nucleotides long. RefSeq names its product coenzyme Q-binding protein COQ10 homolog B, mitochondrial-like. The record is from RefSeq and is a predicted model, not a curated record. The coding region runs from base 968 to 1672 and encodes 234 amino acids. NCBI's taxonomy places the organism in Eukaryota, Metazoa, Mollusca, Gastropoda, Architaenioglossa, Ampullariidae. Gene Ontology annotation, molecular function: ubiquinone binding. Gene Ontology annotation, cellular component: mitochondrion. The transcript has 6 exons. Gene Ontology annotation, biological process: ubiquinone biosynthetic process; cellular respiration.